AUGUGUAAAGCGGAGAAGUCUCUAUACCACAGGAAACUCUGGGAGAUGAAGGUUAAGUUUCUAGGAGAUAGUAGUAAGAUAGAGAAGUUCAAGAACUCUUUGGUUUCCAGGUCUCGUAUGAGCCUAUGGAUGAUUCGUGCUAUGACUAUACUGUUGCUUUGGAGUUGUUUUGUUCAUUUGGUUGCUUUGGGAGAGAUGUGGGGACCUAGAUUGUUGAAAGGCUGGCCUUCUUGUUUCAAUCACCAUGAUAUCCCAAUGGCUACUGCUGAGAUGACUUCUCUUCCCAUCAAAAUCGCCCUUCCUCCUAAAAGGAUAUAUCAGAACAAUGGCUAUCUUAUGGUUUCUUGCAAUGGGGGACUUAACCAAAUGCGAGCAGCGAUAUGUGAUAUGGUCACUAUUGCAAGAUACAUGAAUGUCACACUUAUUGUGCCUGAGCUUGACAAGACCUCGUUUUGGAAUGAUCCAAGUGAGUUCAAAGACAUAUUCGACGUGGAUCACUUCAUAAGUUCUUUAAGAGAUGAGGUUCGUAUACUCAAAGAGCUUCCUCCUAGGCUUAAAAGAAGGGUUAGGCUUGGGAUGUAUCACACCAUGCCUCCUAUUAGCUGGUCCAACAUGUCCUACUACCAAGACCAGAUUCUUCCACUAUUGAAGAAGCACAAGGUUGUACAUCUGCACAAGACCGAUACACGACUUGCUAAUAACGAACUGCCUGUUGAGAUUCAGAAGCUGCGAUGCCGAGCAAAUUUCAACGGGCUUAGGUUCACUCCAAAGAUUGAGGAAUUGGGUAGAAGAGUAGUCAAGAUUCUGAGGGAGAAAGGUCCCUUUCUUGUUCUGCAUCUCAGAUAUGAAAUGGAUAUGUUGGCAUUUUCUGGUUGUUCACAUGGUUGCAACCGCUAUGAAGAAGAAGAACUAACAAGAAUGAGGUAUGCUUAUCCAUGGUGGAAAGAAAAAGUAAUAGACUCCGAGUUGAAGAGGAAAGAAGGUCUUUGCCCAUUGACUCCAGAAGAAACUGCUCUUACUCUAUCAGCUUUGGGUAUUGACCGUAAUGUUCAGAUUUACAUUGCUGCCGGAGAAAUAUAUGGUGGUAAAAGGCGGUUAAAGGCUUUGACUGACGUUUUUCCAAAUGUGGUCAAGAAAGAAACUCUACUCGAUUCCUCUGAUUUGAGUUUUUGUCAGAACCAUUCUUCUCAAAUGGCUGCUCUUGAUUACCUUAUCUCUCUCGAAAGUGAUAUAUUCGUUCCUACAUAUUAUGGGAACAUGGCGAAAGUUGUGGAAGGUCAUCGCAGGUUCUUGGGUUUCAAGAAGACGAUUGAGCUAAACCGUAAGUUCUUGGUUAAGCUAAUAGAUGAAUACUAUGAAGGGUUGUUGAGCUGGGAAGUGUUUUCAUCCACGGUUAAGGCCUUUCACGCUACACGAAUGGGAGGGCCAAAGAGACGGCUAGUGAUCCCAAAUAGACCGAAAGAAGAAGACUACUUCUAUGCCAAUCCAUAUGAAUGUCUUCAGCUAUUACAUGAGAAUAAUGGCAAUUCACUAGAAGAAAUCAUAUGAUCAGAUCCACCAUUGUUUGUCUUUGUGGAUGGAGGAGAUCUUUGGGUUAAUUUAGCUUGAGCAAGGUGACGCAGGACAUGGAUGGAUGAAUGAUAGAGUUAUAUAUACCAGUCUUGAAGGUGAGGUUCCUUAAACAGAUGAGAAGUUAUUUAGGGUUCUUUGGUGUACAGAGAUUUCCAUGCAUGAAUGCAGAAGAAAAGUUGAAGCUUUCAUUGUUAAGUUGGCAAAUAUGACCUUUGGCACACCAUAUAUCCAUCAUCCAUGGCCUUGCAGUUUUGGUAGCUCUAAAAUAAAAUUAAAAGCAGUGUAAAAUUAUGUUACACAUUAUUAUUA
This is a messenger RNA of Camelina sativa (false flax), 1881 nucleotides long. RefSeq names its product rhamnogalacturonan I rhamnosyltransferase 1. Gene Ontology annotation, cellular component: cytoplasm. The record is from RefSeq and is a predicted model, not a curated record. Lineage: Eukaryota; Viridiplantae; Streptophyta; Magnoliopsida; Brassicales; Brassicaceae.